Molecule: messenger RNA, 1301 nt
Organism: Chrysoperla carnea
Lineage: Eukaryota; Metazoa; Arthropoda; Insecta; Neuroptera; Chrysopidae
Gene: Mettl14
Product: N6-adenosine-methyltransferase non-catalytic subunit
Exons: 3
Coding region: 110-1297 (395 amino acids)
Cellular component (GO): nucleus; RNA N6-methyladenosine methyltransferase complex
Molecular function (GO): mRNA binding
Source: RefSeq, a predicted model, not a curated record
UUUGAACUGCCCGAUUUCGUGUCAGAGUACAUUUCAGUGUUUUGACAAAUCAAUGUUUUAUGGCACGAAAAAUGAAAUAAUUAUUCUUUAGCUUAAUAAAUAUAUCAAAAUGUGCGACAUACUCAGAGAAUUAAAAGAACGUUCGAAAAAAAGAAAACAAUUAUUAGCUCAAACGUUUGGUGUAUCGGGUAUCGAUGAAUUAAGACAAGCGUUAGGUACAAAAGUUGAUUCACCACCAAAGAAAACGGUUAAAAGUGACCGAAAGCCAUCGUUAACCACACCAUUAGAAAUACAAGGGGUUGAAAAAUCAACAGAUGAACUUGUUUACACAGAUUCAUCAACGUUUUUAAAGGGAACACAAUCAUCAAACCCUCACAAUGACUACUGUCAACAUUUUGUUGAUACAGGACAAAGACCACAGAAUUUUAUACGAGAUGUAGGGUUAGCUGAUCGCUUUGAAGAGUAUCCAAAACUUCGGGAGCUCAUCAAAUUAAAGGAUGAUUUAAUCCAAGAGACAGCAACCCCACCAAUGUACUUAAAAUGUGAUUUAGCAAACUUUGAUUUAAAAGAGCUUAACUCAAAAUUUGAUGUGAUACUUGUUGAGCCUCCAUUAGAGGAAUAUCAGCGUACAAUGGGGGCAACAAACAUGCAGUUUUGGUCAUGGGAUCAAAUAAUGAAUUUAGAUAUUGGUGAAGCGGCUGCACAACGAAGUUUUAUAUUUUUAUGGUGUGGUAGUUCAGAGGGUUUGGAUAUGGGUCGAUUUUGUUUACGUAAAUGGGGAUUUCGACGAUGUGAAGAUAUUUGUUGGAUUCGAACAAAUAUAAAUAAUCCUGGACAUUCUAAAAAUUUGGAACAGAAAGCAGUUUUUCAACGUACCAAAGAACAUUGUUUAAUGGGAAUUAAGGGUACUGUUCGACGAUCCACAGAUGGAGAUUUUAUUCAUGCAAAUGUGGAUAUUGAUCUAAUUAUAUCCGAAGAACCAGAAUAUAGUAGUUUAGAAAAACCAGUGGAAAUAUUCCAUAUAAUUGAACAUUUUUGCUUAGGUCGUCGACGAUUACAUAUAUUCGGUAGAGAUUCUACAAUUCGACCGGGUUGGGUCACUAUUGGCCCCGAAUUAACGAAUACUAAUUUUAAUGCUGAUUUAUAUGCUAGUUAUUUUACUCCUUCUACGUUAACGACUGGAUGUACUGAACGAAUUGAAGCAUUGCGACCAAAAAGUCCACCGCCGAAGGGAAAAGGUGCUGUUGGUGGACGAAGCCGAGGCGCAUUUAACAGAGGACGAGGAAGAGGACGAUAACUUU